CAAAUCUUGUGGCGCUAGAAUGGCAACCUUAAAAUUACAAGCAAUGUUCUUGUUUUUAGCUUUGCUAAUGUUGAAAAACGUUGCUCUUCAAGCCCAUGCUCGAACAUUCUUUGUGUUCGGCGACUCAUUGGUUGAUAAUGGGAACAACAACUACUUGGCUACAACAGCUCGUGCAGACAAUAGGCCUUACGGGAUCGAUUAUCCCACUCGACGCCCCACUGGCCGUUUCUCCAACGGACUGAACAUCCCUGACCUUAUCAGUGAAGCCAUAGGUGCAGAAUCAACAUUGCCAUACUUGAGUCCUAUGCUCACAGGUCAAAAGUUACUUGUUGGAGCAAAUUUUGCUUCUGCUGGAGUUGGAGUACUCAACGAUACCGGAGCCCAGUUUGCAAACAUCAUAAGGAUGCCAAUGCAAAUGGCAAACUUGGAACAAUACAAGCGAAGGGUGAGUGAUAUAAUUGGUCCUCAAGAGACUGAAAAGCUUAUAAGCCAAUCUUUAACACUCGUGACUUUGGGAGGCAAUGACUUUGUGAACAACUACUAUUUGGUCCCUUUUUCUGCAAGAUCUCGGCAGUUUGCACUUCCCAAUUAUGUCGUAUAUGUCAUCUCCGAGUACCGGAAAAUUCUAAUGAGGCUUUACGAAUUGGGAUUACGUAGGGUUUUGGUGACGGGCACGGGCCCAAUAGGUUGUGUGCCAGCGGAACUAGCCCAACACAGCAGGAAUGGAGAAUGUUCGGCUGAGUUGCAAAGAGCAGCAGGAUUGUUUAACCCGCAACUCCAAGAAAUGCUAGACGAUCUCAACCGAGAGGUCAGGAGUACUACGUUUAUUGGUGUCAAUAUUCGUCAAUCCAGCAUCGAUUUCAUCUCUGACCCCGGAAGAUAUGGAUUUGUUACAGCGAAGAUAGCAUGUUGUGGGCAAGGACCAUACAAUGGAAUCGGACUUUGCACACCAUUAUCAAAUUUGUGUCCCAAUAGGGAAAUAUAUGCAUUUUGGGAUCCUUUCCACCCAUCAGAGAAAGCGAAUAGACUCAUCGUACAAAACAUUCUGGUGGGCACUACCGAUUACAUAUCACCCAUGAACCUCAGCACCAUCAUGACUUUGGACGCUUCAGAAAAGGUGUAACGACACCGCCGAUUUUUAAAUGAAUUCAAACUCUUGUACCAAGAAUCUAUUUCAUUUGUUAUGUUAUUUAUGCAAG
This is a messenger RNA of Lactuca virosa, 1199 nucleotides long. The record is from the annotation of a GenBank genome assembly. Lineage: Eukaryota; Viridiplantae; Streptophyta; Magnoliopsida; Asterales; Asteraceae.